Molecule: messenger RNA, 1674 nt
Organism: Bacillus rossius redtenbacheri
Lineage: Eukaryota; Metazoa; Arthropoda; Insecta; Phasmatodea; Bacillidae
Product: myrosinase 1-like
Exons: 11
Coding region: 90-1589 (499 amino acids)
Biological process (GO): carbohydrate metabolic process
Molecular function (GO): beta-glucosidase activity
Source: RefSeq, a predicted model, not a curated record
GACAAAGACCGCUGCGAGGUGAAGGUUCCAGGGUCCAACUCGCGCGCGCUAUAAGGCGGGCGUCUCGGCGCGCCACGACAACCGGCGCCAUGCACGCGACUGCGCCGCUCCUGCUGUUGCUGGCCGCCGCCUGUUCGCUCGGCGCGCCCAGGAACACCAGCUUCCCCCAGGGCUUCCUGUUCGGGGCGUCGAGUGCCGCCUACCAGGUGGAGGGCGCCUGGAACACCAGCGGCCGAGGCGAGAGCAACUGGGACCGGCUGAUCCACCGACACCCGGAGUGCAUCAGCAACGAGGCCACGGCUGACGUGGCGGCCGACUCCUACCACAAGUACCAGGAGGACGUGAGGGCUGCCAAGGAGGUCGGGUUCGACUUCUACCGCUUCUCAAUCUCGUGGCCCAGAAUCAUGCCACAAGGAAACUUAUCUCUCAUCAACCAGGACGGCAUCGACUACUACAACAACCUCAUCAAUGCGCUGCUCGCCAAUAACAUCCAGCCUGUGGUAACGAUGUUUCACUGGGACCUUCCACAAAGCCUCCAAGAUCUUGGAGGUUUGAUGAACCCAGCAAUAGUAGACUACUUCGAGGACUACGCUAGAUUGCUAUACACGACCUAUGGAGACAGGGUGAAGCUGUGGACCACCUUCAACGAGCCGUACGAGAUCUCGGUGGGUUUGACGUCAGCCUGCGAGGCGCCGGCCGACCUGGUGUCCCCGGGCUUCGGCGAGUACCUGGCCAUGCACAACCUGCUCAAGGCGCACGCCACUGCCUACCGCCUGUACGACCGGGAGUUCCGCCGCCGGCAGGGAGGCAAAGUUGGGAUCACACUCAGCGCAGCGUGGGCGGUGCCUAAAUCUCAGUCAGCUGCUGACUUAGAAGCAGCUGAGAGAUAUCUACAGUUCACAGUGGGCUGGUUCGCACACCCGAUAUUCAGCCAGGAGGGCGACUACCCCUCUGUGAUGAAGGAGAGGGUCGCGCGGAACAGCAAGGCAGAGGGGUUGCGCAGGUCCAGACUGCCGGAGUUCGGUCCAGAAUGGGUCGACUACAUCAAAGGUAGCUAUGAUUUCUUCGGCCUGAACCACUACACGACGAAGAUCCUGAGCGAGCCCGCGACCGCCACGGUCUCCCAGAUCAGCAUGGCCAACGACAUGGGCAACCUGGUGACGGAACAGGACGACGCCUGGCCGUACGGGGCGGCCACAUACUUCAGGUAUGUUCCCUUUGGCAUGAGAAAUAUUCUGAAGUGGGUGUCCGAGAGAUACAACGGGGUUGACAUUCUGAUCACCGAAAAUGGAUGGUGUGAUAGCGGGGAACUUAAUGACACUAUGAGAACCAGAUUUUACGUGAACUACUUGGCUGCAGUUCUAGAUGCCAUAUAUCUGGAUAAUGUCCAGGUGAUAGGACACGCGGCUUGGAGCCUUAUUGACAACUUCGAGUGGGCCAGUGGAUACUCGAUGAAGUUCGGCCUCUACUAUGUGGAUUUUAAUGACCCUGAUAGACCAAGGGUACCAAAGGAUUCGUCAAAGGUGUAUGCUUCAAUGAUAAAGAACAGAAGUCUUCCUGAGGAGUAUUUGGAUAAAGUAGAAGAAUAAGUUAUUGCAUGAAAUUUAAAGUGAAACCCACUGUGAUAAAUAUAUGUUCGUUUGAAAUUAAAAACAGAUUUCAUUUCAAAACUAA